Molecule: messenger RNA, 4618 nt
Organism: Panicum hallii
Lineage: Eukaryota; Viridiplantae; Streptophyta; Magnoliopsida; Poales; Poaceae
Product: zinc finger protein BRUTUS-like
Exons: 14
Coding region: 193-3873 (1226 amino acids)
Biological process (GO): ubiquitin-dependent protein catabolic process; protein ubiquitination
Cellular component (GO): nucleus
Molecular function (GO): zinc ion binding; ubiquitin protein ligase activity
Source: RefSeq, a predicted model, not a curated record
GCCACCGCGAGCCAAAUCCACUCCUCCUCCCUCUUCCACAGGCUGAGGGCCGAAGCCAGCCGAGGAAGCCAGGCGACAGGCAACGCCAAGUCGCGAACACCCUAGGCGGUCGCGGGCUGCGAGGGAGAGAGCCGUGGCGGAGUCGCCGUCCUCGCCCACGGAGGAGGAGACGGCGACGGCGCCCGCAGCGGGAUGGCGACGCCGACGCCCAUGCCCGGCGGCGAGGGGACGCUUGCUGCGGUGAUGCCGCGGUCCCCGUCCCCGACGCCGGCGGAGGCGGGGACCUCGGCGGCCGAGACGCCCGUGCUGAUAUUCCUCUACUUCCACAAGGCGAUCCGCGCGGAGCUCGAGGCGCUGCACGGCGCCGCCGUGCGCCUGGCCACGGAGCGCACCGGCGACGUGGCGGCGCUCGCCGAGCGCUGCCGCUUCUUCUUCAACAUCUACAAGCACCACUGCGACGCCGAGGACGCGGUUAUCUUUCCAGCACUUGAUAUCCGAGUCAAGAAUGUUGCAGGGACCUACUCCUUAGAACAUAAAGGGGAAAGCGAUCUUUUCAACCAGUUAUUUGCUCUCCUACAAUUAGACAUACAGAAUGAUGAUGGUCUUCGUAGGGAGCUUGCAUCAUGUACAGGAGCAAUACAAACAUGUCUCAGCCAACAUAUGUCCAAGGAAGAAGAACAGGUCUUCCCAUUGCUUACAAAGAAAUUUUCAUGUGAAGAGCAAGCUGAUUUAGUGUGGCAAUUCUUGUGCAACAUUCCUGUAAACAUGAUGGCCGAUUUCCUCCCAUGGCUGUCAACUUCUGUUUCCCCUGAUGAGCACCAAGAUAUCCGUAACUGCUUAUGUAAAGUAGUUCCUGAUGAGAAACUUCUCCAACAGGUUGUAUUCACAUGGAUCGAAGGGAAAACAACAAUAGAAGUGGCAGACAGUUCUGCUGAUGGUAAUAGUGCUGAGGAUGUCCCAGACCAAGGGGAGAAACAUAUCUGUUCACAUCAAGGUUUUAAACUUGGGAGUAGAAACUGUGCAGAAUCUAAUGAUGGACAGGUUUACAGGCAUCCUAUAGAUGAUAUUUUGCAUUGGCACAAUGCUAUUCGUAAGGACUUGCAUGAUAUAGCAGAGGAGACAAGAAGAGUGCAGCAGUCUGGGGAUUUUUCUGAUAUAUCAGCCUUCAAUGAGAGGCUUCAGUUCAUUGCAGAUGUAUGCAUCUACCACAGUAUCGCCGAGGAUCAGGUCAUAUUUCCUGCAGUCGACAGUGAGCUGUCCUUUGUGCAGGAACAUGCUGAAGAGGAGCGCCGAUUUAAUAAUUUUAGAUGUUUAAUUCAGCAAAUCCAAAUAGCAGGAGCCAAAUCAACUGCAGUGGACUUCUACUCGAAGCUGUGUUCACAUGCUGAUAAAAUACUGGAGACAAUCGAGAAACACUUCUGCAAUGAAGAAACCAAGGUGCUUCCUCAAGCUAGGAUGCUUUUCUCUCCUGAAAAGCAAAGGGAACUUUCGUACAAAAGUCUCUGUGUCAUGCCAUUGAAAUUGUUGGAACGUGUUUUACCAUGGUUGGUGUCGAAGCUGAGUGACGAGCAGGCGUCUUCUUUUCUUCAGAAUAUGUGCUUGGCAGCAUCACCAUCGGAAACUGCACUGGUCACUCUUUUCUCUGGCUGGGCAUGCAAAGCCCGGGACAAAUCGAACUCAGGAGAAUAUUUAUGCUCAACAUCAGGGACAGCGAGAUGCCUGUUGGAUGAUAUAGAUGAUCUGGGCAAAUGCCGGUCAUUCUGUCCAUGUGCUUCACGCAACGGUUCAGGUCUUCCUGUGCAGCUACAAAGUGAAAAUGGUUCUAGGCCAGGCAAACGUGGAAAAGAUGCAGAAUCUUUUCCUGGUACUAAUGGAAGCUACUGCUUUCAACCUGCUGACAUUGAAGCAAGUCCAUGUAGUAAAAAGCCUUGUUGUAUUCCUGGGUUGAGAGUAGAAUGUAGCAAUCUUGGUAUUGGUUCACUGGCUUCGGCGAAGUCCUUUCUCUCCCUAUCAUACAAUUUUAAUGCUCCUUCAUUAUAUUCGAGCCUCUUUUCGUGGGAGAAAGAUGCAUCAUUGUCCUGUUCAGAUGGCAUUUCAAGGCCAAUUGAUACCAUAUUCAAAUUUCACAAGGCAAUUCGCAAGGAUUUAGAGUACCUAGAUGUUGAAUCUGGAAAGCUCAUUGAUGGCGAUGAGUCUUGCCUUCGCCAAUUCAUUGGAAGAUUCCGUUUGUUAUGGGGUCUUUACAGGGCUCACAGUAAUGCUGAGGAUGAAAUUGUGUUCCCGGCAUUGGAAUCAAGAGAAACAUUGCACAAUGUGAGCCAUUCAUAUACUCUUGACCACAAGCAGGAAGAAGAAUUAUUCGAAGAUAUAUCUAAUGUUCUUCUUGAGCUUUCACAUCUAUAUGAUAGCCAGAGCCAUGCCCAGACUGAAGUUAAUGAAGUAGAGCGAAACUGUUCUGAUUCAUGUAAUGAGGCUGAUUGGGCUAGAAAGUAUAAUGAGCUUGCCACAAAACUUCAAGGCAUGUGCAAGUCUAUCCGGGUUGCCUUGACUAAUCAUGUCCAUAGAGAAGAACUUGAGUUGUGGCCAUUGUUUGAUAAACAUUUUUCUGUGGAGGAGCAAGAUAAGCUUGUAGGUCGUAUAAUUGGUUCAACAGGUGCUGAGGUUCUCCAAUCUAUGUUACCAUGGGUUACAUCAGCGCUCUCUCAAGAAGAGCAGAACAAAAUGCUCGAUACGUGGAAGCAAGCAACUAAGAAUACAAUGUUUGGGGAAUGGCUAAACGAGUGGUGGAAGGGAGCUCCAACAUCAUCUGAUUCUUCAGCAGAGGCAUCCUCCGCUCCAGAUAGUCAUUUUCAAGAUAAGCUUGAACAAAAUGACCAGAUGUUCAAGCCUGGCUGGAAGGAUAUAUUUCGAAUGAACCAGAGUGAACUUGAGGCUGAGGUGCGAAAGGUUUCACGAGAUCCCACACUUGACCCAAGGCGGAAGGCGUAUCUAAUCCAAAAUCUCAUGACAAGCCGCUGGAUAGCUGCUCAGCAGAAGUUGCCGGAACCAAAUUCAGAAGAGUGUACUGAUGGUGCCAGUAUACCUGGAUGUGUUCCUUCAUAUCGAGACGAGGAGAAGCAAAUUUAUGGUUGUGAGCACUACAAACGGAACUGCAAACUUGUUGCUGCAUGCUGCAACAAGCUUUUCACAUGCCGAUUCUGCCAUGAUAAAGUUAGUGACCAUACAAUGGAAAGGAAAGCAACACAGGAGAUGAUGUGCAUGGUAUGCCUGAAGAUUCAACCUGUUGGUCCAACCUGCCAAACCCCAUCUUGCAACGGGCUAUCCAUGGCAAAGUAUUACUGUAACAUCUGUAAAUUUUUCGAUGAUGAAAGGACCGUUUACCACUGUCCGUUUUGUAACUUAUGUCGUCUUGGGAAAGGUCUUGGUGUUGAUUUCUUCCAUUGCAUGAAAUGCAAUUGCUGUCUUGGAAUGAAAUUAACUGAGCACAAAUGUCGGGAAAAGGGGCUAGAGACAAACUGUCCAAUCUGCUGUGACUUCCUGUUUACAUCAAGUGCGGCAGUCAGGGCCCUCCCUUGUGGCCACUUCAUGCAUUCAGCUUGCUUUCAGGCAUACACUUGUAGCCACUACACUUGUCCUAUCUGCUGCAAAUCCUUGGGAGAUAUGGCGGUGUACUUCGGCAUGCUUGAUGCUUUGUUGGCUGCUGAAGAGCUUCCUGAGGAAUACCAGGACCGGUGUCAGGACAUACUUUGUAACGACUGUGAGAAGAAAGGGAGAUGUCGAUUCCAUUGGCUAUACCACAAAUGCGGCUCCUGUGGUUCGUACAAUACCCGAGUUAUCAAGACUGACACAGCAGAUUGCUCGACAGCAAACUAGUGGGAGGGGAUAUUCGUUCGUAUUAGUAUUUGUUCUCUUUUCUCUUUUGUAAAUAUAUGGUCUAGCGAGAUGGAAAAAAGGAAAUCGUGUAGAAAGCUACCAUAUUUUCAUUCCGUAGUUAUUUCAGUUUUGUAAGUGUAGCUUGCAAUUCACUAGGUCUAGGGCGAUACAAAAAUGGACGGUUCUACAUGGGGGGAAUACAUAAUUGGAGAAGACUGACUCAUUGAAAAAAGGGGGAGAGAGAGAGAGAGAGAGAGAAAUCACCUGGAUAACAUGUGAUACAACUGUUACAGCCACUGGUGACCUUUCUAGAUAGGGAGGAUUGCUCUACUGAUUUCUGAAAUUUAGCUGAGAACAAAAAAGGUCCUGGAGACAAUUCUGGACAAACAGAAAAAAUCUGGUCCGUACUGUGAAAAGUCACUCCUGGAGGCUGGAGGCCAAUCUGCCGCCGGCAUCAGCGCUCCUCGCAUCAUGGGAUGCAUCUAUUUUCCUAUUGGCGAUGCCAACGAGGCUCAGGGUCACAUAUAACGAUCUCAGCAGGCAAUGCCUGAUCUGGAAUAUUCUGAUUAGCUGGAGCCUGGAGGAGACUUAUCAAAGGUUGCUACAGUUCUCUGGCGCCAAAAACUUACCCAACACUAUUUCCUUUCCGUAGAUCAACUUGACUGCACUGUACGCACAAAUGAACAUUACUUUGCCAUGUGCUUUGGCAACUGACUUUGGUCGUUAGAUAACUUCUAUUUGACAA